Closterium sp. NIES-67 is the source of this 2646-nucleotide messenger RNA. Lineage: Eukaryota; Viridiplantae; Streptophyta; Zygnematophyceae; Desmidiales; Closteriaceae. The record is from the annotation of a GenBank genome assembly.
AGUACUACUUUGGUGUUUGUCAACUCGACUACCGCCAUACCGAACGCAUCAACACGAGAUUGUGGAGGAACCGGGUUCAAAGCCGACCUUCCGAGCACCAUAUCGGCUCAGCCCUACGGAGCUGACCGACAUGAAAAGGCAGAUCGAGUAUCUCCUAGCCAAAGGACUCAUCCGACCAUCCACUUCGCCAUACGGUGCCCCAGUACUCUUCACACCGAAACCGGACGGAAGCAUGCGCAUGUGCAUCGAUUACCGGGCUCUUAACCAGCAGACCAUCAAGAAUAAAUAUCUGAUACCGCGAAUCGAUGACCUACUUGACCAGCUUCGGGGAGCCACGGUAUUUUCCAAACUGGAUCUGUGGUCCGGAUACUGGCAGAUACGGAUGGCGAACAACUCUAUCCACAAAACUGCUUUCCGAACUCGGUACGAAUCGUACGAGUAUUUGGUCAUGCCGUUCGGACUCACCAACGCACCGGCAACAUUCCAAGCCGAGAUGAACCACAUCCUACGCCCACUUUUGGACGAGUGCGUGGUAGUAUACCUGGACGACAUCCUCAUCUACUCGCGUGACAUGAAGCAGCACGUCGAACACCUGCGACGCGUCUUCGAAAUUCUUCGACGAGAACGGUUCUACGUCAAAAUGUCCAAGAGCAAAUUCGCCCUUGAGAAGGUCCAAUUCCUAGGGCACAUGGUGAGCGCUCAAGGAGUUCACGUCGACCCCAAGAAAAUCGAAGCCGUACGUACGUGGAAGACACCCGAGAACGUGAAGGAGUUGCAGCAGUUCCUAGGCUUCGCUAAUUACUAUAACAGGUUCAAGAACACGCCCUACAAAUGGGAGCCAAAGCACCAGGAAGCCGUGGAGCAGCUGAAACAAGCACUCACGUCCGCACCAGUACUCAUCUUGCCAGAUCCCGAACGCGACUACGUAAUCGAAGCUGACGCCAGCGACCAAGCAGUGGGAGCAGUCUUGAUGCAAGACCAGGGAAAUGGAAUGCAAACAAUCGCCUACCUCAGCAAGAAACUGCACGGGGCAGAACUAAACUACCCGAUACACGACAAAGAGGCCCUUGCCAUCGUCAUCGCCUUCAAAGCGUGGAGAUGUUAUCUCGAAGGACGAAGAACAACCGUCUUCACCGACCACUGCAGCCUGAAAUACUUGAAGACACAACCCAACCUUUCCAGGCGACAGGUCGGGUGGAUCGACUUCCUCGAGACACACUUCCACUACGAUAUCGCGUACAAGCCCGGCCACAAAAACAAAGCAGACGCCCUGCACACAUUGCCGCCAUUCAGGAUCAACGAAAAUCUGGGUACCCAAUUACCCUCCUUUGCGCCAGUUCCUAUCGAAGAAUACCAUGACGUCCUCUACGCCGGACACUUCGGUAGCAACAAGACGCUGACCGGUAUUGCAAAACACUACUACUGGCCCCACUUGGCAGAGGAUGUUCAGAAAUUCGUCACCUCGUGUGAUACAUGUCAGCGGAUAAAGAGCAGCAAGCAGAAAAAGGCGGGACUACUGCAGCCUCCUCCUGUCCCAGAACAGCUAUGGAAAGUGGUUAGCCUGGAUUUCAUCACCGGGUUACCACCUAUCACCAGCGGUCAUGACGCAAUCCUUGUCGUUAUCGACAAAUUCUCCAAAAUGGGACACUUCAUCCCGACACACACGACGGCAUGCACCGAGGAGACAGCACAACUCUUUGUUCGUUACAUCAUCUCACAGCAUGGCAUUCCAACCACACUCAUUUCCGACGGAGACCCCAAGUUCACCAGCAAGUUCUGGAAGGAACUUAUGUCUCUGCUCGGGACCAAACUCGCCAUGUCAUCCGCUUACCAUCCGCAGACAGACGGACAGACCGAGCGCCUCAACCAGAUUGUUGAGCAACUCCUCCGAGCAGCCUGCAGGGACGAGAUCUCCAAAUGGGACUUGCACCUGCCCAUUCUAGAGUUUGCUUACAACAACGCUACGCAUGCCGCUAUUGGACAGACGCCGUUCUUCCUCUGCUACGGACGCCACCCACUCACACCACAAAAACCGACAACAUCCGCUACAGUCCAACCUGCACACGAUUUCAUCACAACCAUCCAUCAGCUUUGGGAUCGGACCCACAAGCGCCUCCUCGACGUUCAGCAGCAACAAAAGCGCCAGGCCGAUCGCCAUCGCAACGACCACACCAUUACCGUGGGAGACCAGGUGCUCCUUGACACCCGCAACCUUGACAUCAGUCAUCUCCCAUCUAAACUGCGACCUCGCUUCUGCGGGCCUUUCCUCGUUCAAGCACAGGUCACUCCUAUUACCUUCCGCUUACGCCUGCCAGCUACCUGGAAGAUUCACAACGCCUUCCAUGUCCAACUUCUGAAUCCCUAUCGGGAUCCGAACACGAUCUUCGUCAGACGCCAACCGCCGCCGCCGCCGCCCAUCCUCGUCCAGAAUGAACCCGAGUACGAGGUCAAGUCCGUGCUUGCACACCGACAUCGUCAAAAUGGCACCGUGGAGCUUCUCAUCCGUUGGAAGGGUUAUGAUCCUUCUGAGGACAGCUGGGUACCUGAGACCGACAUGGGUAACGCCCGUCGUCCUCUGCAUGACUACCUUGUCAAGCAGGGUGUUACUUCUACCACCCAGAUUUGAGUGGAGAAAGUGUGAGAGUA